AUGUCGCUCACCAAGUAAGCUUCGGAUUCCGUCUAAUAAAUAUUCCGUACUGACUCCCCUCCCUCUCUGCUACCCCCCCCCCCCCCCCCCCCCCGCAGCGACACCAACAAGCUCUUCCAAUCGGAUGCCCAACACGCCCGGGCCGCGUACCGCGUCGCCAAAGCUCAGCUGCACGAGACCACAGGCAAGCCCAUCAAGCUCUCGACCGUACCCUUACGUGUCGUCGUGAAGCAGCAUCCCAUCCAGGGUCCAGAAGCUUGGGUCGCCGAGAGCGGCUUUGUUGUGCGCCGGCUCGACCUCGAGGUAGGUCGCUCCUUUCGACUCGAUCCAUGUGGGGGCAAGCUUCCGAUAGAACGAGCAGAGUGCAGCCUCGCGUGGUGCUCUUACCGUCUCUUUCUCAAAACUAAACGGUCUCAGAGUCUCUCUUUCACAACUCUAGUCGGGAAGAACCAGGCAACUCUACCGAGGCCAUCUCGGGCCCGUCACCUCACUCGACUUUUACACCCCACCGGCGGCUUCGACCUCGACCUCGGCGAAAGGCAAAUCACGCCAAUUAAUGAUCAGUGGCUCGUGGGACAGAAGCGUCAGAGUAUGGGACACAACAGUGAGUUACGGUCGAGCUCUUCGAGACUAACCUUCAGGUGUUGGUGCAAAGGCACUUUUUCUCAAGAGGCCGGUUGACGUGUUCACAGAACAAAAGCCUCCUCUCCACGACGAUCGCACACAUCGACUUUGUAAAGUCCCUCAUCGUCAUUCCAGAGCUGAAGCUACUAUGUACUGGAUCGUCAGACAAGGACAUUCGGGUGUGGGACCUGUCCGUUCUCGACUCGUGGGACUUUGACUCGACGGAUCGAGACGCCAGCACCUCCUCCAAGCCAGACGAUGAGGCCGAGAACGAAACCGAAAACGAGACAUCCACAAGUACCAGCAUAGAGCCUCAGCCCACAUUGGCAUCAACGGGAGCCGCACCACCCGCAGCGAAGAGUCUCAAACCUUUGCCGUUCCUCCUUUCGCUCAAAGGCCACACUCGACCGAUCGAACGCCUGGCCUACUACCACGUUCUAAGUCCUCGAUCAAACGACGGGUCUCGUAAUAAAGACGACGACGACGACGACGAUGCUCCGAGGGAACGCAUGGGGCACGUGGCACUCAUCUCGGUCGAUUCUCUUGGUGCGCUCAAGGUGUGGGAACUCUGGCGGGAUGAGCAGGGUCAGCUUCGAGGAGAGCUGCGCAGCGAUACUCGACCGCACGAGAUUGGGAUCUACGAUUUAGUCGUCGGUGAUGGCGAGAUCUGGACGGGUAAGUGGUGGGAGCAGAGUGCGGUUGCAAUGAGGUCGACCACUCAUCAUACGAGAACUUUUCCAUCUUGAGCAGCCUCGGCUGAUAAUUCAGUGCUUCUUUCGACGUUCGAUGCCUCCUCACCGUCCUCGGCUCCGAUACCGACGACGCGUAUCGUUCACCCAUAUCAUCUUAAAUCCAUUUUACCCCUCGGAAUCGCCUUGCCAAACCUCAACUCAUCGCACAUCUUGACCGGCAGCGCCGACGAAGCGAUCCGGAUCCUCGACCUAAACUCGAUCUCGCCUUCCUCCCAUCCUCCUUUCCCGUGGUCAGGAAUCCCAUCUCCCGCUGAUGAGAAGAUGGUUGGUCUUGUACGACAAGUCGAAGGGCAUUCGCACGACGUCGUCGAUCUGCACGUUUAUACCCAGGUUGGGCUUCCGGAACAAGGGGGUCGACUCGAGGCUUGGAUCUUGAGUGCUAGUGUGGACGGCACAUUGAGGAGAUGGAGGUGGCCUGAUGUGUUGAUUUCACCUUCGAAGGAGGAGGAGAAGGUUUUGGUGGAGGUCGAGAAGGAGGAGACGAAAGGCGAGUCGCUGUUGACUGCCGAGGAAGAAGCUGAGCUGGAGGCUCUCAUGGUGGAUGAUUAG
Messenger RNA from Microbotryum saponariae, 1925 nucleotides. The record is from the annotation of a GenBank genome assembly. Lineage: Eukaryota; Fungi; Basidiomycota; Microbotryomycetes; Microbotryales; Microbotryaceae.